AUGGAAGAUUCCUACAUUAUCGCUAAUUUCCACACGCUGUGUCGGUUGUGCCUGACCAAAAGUACGCUCACUACAUCAAUAUUCACAGCUGCGCCUGACGAUGAAUCUAAUGUUACUUUAACCUGCAAAAUAGCAGAAUGUUUCGAAUUACAGAUAGAUCCUAAUGAUGGCCUUCCUGGGAGAAUUUGCUUCAGAUGUUUAUUCAAACUGGAUAAAUGUUCAAAGUUUAAACACCUAUGUAUACAAAAUGAAGCCCGGUUAAGACAGAUUACCACCCGUUUGAAUGAAUUGGACAACUCUAAUUCAUCUGAAGUUAAUGAUUACCAGUACAGUCAGGAUGCAAAACCACCAAAACCAGAAGACUAUAUUGUUGAGGAUAGUGUUGUAAUGGUUGUUGACCCAAGUCUUGAUUAUGACUCUUCAGAAGAAUCUGAAAAUAUGGAGCCACCUGAACAAGAAGUGGCAGAAAGAGACAAUACACCAGAUGGUGAACCGAUAACUGAAUCUUUCUUCAAAAAUGUGUUCAUGUGUCAAUACUGUGAUCAAGCUUUUAUAUCACAAGAGAAGUGUAAGGAGCAUGAACAAAAUUAUCAUGACCCUAAUCUACCUUUUAAAUGCUUUGAGUGUAGUUUAGUCUUUGCUGAGCGAAGUCAAUAUGUGCAGCAUAGUAAACAAGUGCAUGGCAAUGAUAAACCUUACCACUGUCCUGAAUGCGAUAAAUGUUUUGGCAGACGUUCUGAUUUGAGAAAACACUCUAUUGUACAUACUGGCAUAAGGCCAUAUCAAUGUCAGUACUGCCUAAAGAGCUUCUCCCGUAACACUAACUUAAGUAAGCAUCUUCGUAUUCAUGCAGGACACAAGCCACAUGUUUGUCCCCUUUGUCCAAGAAGUUUUGUAGCAAAAGGAGAUUUACAGCGUCAUGUGCUAGUACACUCUGGGAUGAAACCAUAUGCUUGUCGCAAGUGUCCACUUACAUUUGGUAGACGAGAUAAAUUAAUCAAGCAUGAGAUGAGACAUGGCCCUAUUAGUCCUGAAAAGACAGAAUAUGACAAUGAAAAUGAUACACAUGAUAUGGUUGUGAGUGUUAAUCCUUUUAGUAAUCUCAUGACCUCUCCAACUCAACCCAAUCCAGAUUCAUCAAAUAAUGAUUAUGAGUUACCUAGAGUCCCAGACCACAUAUCUGGAGAAAGUAGUUUUAUGAAGGUGCAGAAGAAUUCAACUGCCAGCAAACCAACACAAAGUUCACCACCAAAAAAACCAAGUGUAGCAAAUAAAAACAGACCCAAAAAUAUAAAAUGCCACCAAUGCCCUAAGAGAUUUAGUUCUUUAGAUUCAUACAAAACACAUGUAUCUAUUGCGCACAUGAGUUCAAGAAUCUUUCAAUGUAAAAUUUGUUUUAAAAAGUUCCCAAGAAAGAGGGAAUUGGACCGUCACGCUGCUCUUCAUUCUGGCAUGAAGCCUUUUUCAUGUAGCCAAUGUGAUAAGAAAUUCACAAAGAAGGAUAAACUUGAUAAACAUGAAGAAAGUCAUGAGUGCAUGGUUGUGAAUAUGCCUUGCAUUGAAUGUGGUAUUAAGUUUGAAAAGAAAGCAGAUCUAGUUGCUCAUAUAAAGUCCCAUUUCUCAGACAAUUUUGAUGAAAAAAUGGGUGAUAUAGAAAUUAAAAAAGAAGAUGAGUAUGUACUGGAUGAAAAUUUCUAUGAUUUGGAGACUUGA
This is a messenger RNA of Arctia plantaginis, 1713 nucleotides long. The record is from the annotation of a GenBank genome assembly. NCBI's taxonomy places the organism in Eukaryota, Metazoa, Arthropoda, Insecta, Lepidoptera, Erebidae.